AUGUCUCCGCCUGCUCCUCUGCAUGAGUCUACUCUGCGAUCAGCCAUCGUUUCGGCGGGGGUCCUUCCGUCCAGUAUCGGUGCUUUCCUCAAUACAUACGGCAAGUUCCCAAGUAGUUUUGUAAUCUUCAUGCGACCAAAUCUUAACCAUCGCUUCGUUUCAACAGGGCGGUCGCGCGUCUUUAGUACACUCACCCGCGGCAUCGUCAAGGGCACCCUCAUCGUGGUGGAUGAUGACGGCACGUAUAGCUUCGGCCAACCCGCGAGCAAGGAGACAGCUCCGAUCGUGACCAUGCACGUACACAACCCCCGCGUGUGGAUACGGAUAAUCCUGUCGAACGAUCUCGGAGUUGCCGAGGCCUAUAUGCAAGGCGAAUUCACGGUCUCGAGCCUGAAAGACCUACUGAACCUCUGGUUGGAUAACCGCACCACUCUUUCGGGGCUUUCGAGCAUCCUGAGUUCCUUCUUCUCCCGCUGCUCCGCCCUCGCAAUCAAUGCUCUCGGACACCAAGCCCUUGGCAAUGGCAUGUCGAGGUGGAACGUGGAAGUCGCAUACGACACCUCCAACGCUCUCUUCGAAUGCUUCCUCAGCAAAGAAAUGAUGUACUCCUGCGCGAUCUGGGGCGAAGAAGAGGGCGGCGUGCGCGGCGACCUCAUCUCCGGUCCGCGCCCAGGCGACCUCGAGGCCGCCCAACAGCGCAAGAUCGCGACCAUCCUCGCGAAGGCGCGCGUGCGCCCCGGCGACCGGCUGCUCGAGUUCGGCUCCGGCUGGGGGCCCAUGGCCAUCGGGGCAGCGAAACUAGGGUGCAUCGUGGACACGGUGACGCUCUCGCGCGAGCAGCGCGCGAUGACGGAGCGGCGCGCGGCGGAGGCGGGCGUCGCGGACCGCGUGCGCGUGCACCUGUGCGACUACCGCGAGCUCCCGCCCGAGUUCGCGCACGCGUUCGACGCGCUCGUCGCGUCCGAGAUGGUCGAGGCUGUGGGACCGCGGAACCUGGGGACGUUCUUCCGGACGCUGGACUGGGCGCUGAAGCGCGACCGCGCAACAGUCGUGCUCACUGCGACGAGUCAGCCUGAGCACCGCUGGAGCGAGUACCAGCCCGACGACUUCGCGCGGCAUUACCACUGGCCGAACACGCACUUGCCGAGCCCGCUCUCCAUCGCAAACGCUGCGCAGGAGGCGACCCCAGGAAAGUUCGUGCUGCAUAAUCUAGAGGACCACGGGAUCCACUACCCGCGCACGCUGCGCGAAUGGGGCAGACGCUUCGAAGCGAACUUUAAAGGCCCCGUCGUCGCCGAGCUGCAGGAGCGGUACCCGCAGCUGCGCGACGCGGACGCGCUGGAGGCGUUCAAGCGCAAGUGGCGGUACAUGUUCACGUACGCAGAGGUCGGGUACGCGCGCGCGUACACGAACCUGAACUGCUGGACGUUCACGCGCCCGGAGAACCCUUUGACGGUGUGCGCUUGA
Messenger RNA from Trametes versicolor FP-101664 SS1, 1467 nucleotides. Its product is annotated as cyclopropane fatty acid synthase. Gene Ontology annotation, biological process: lipid biosynthetic process. The coding region runs from base 1 to 1467 and encodes 488 amino acids. The transcript is spliced from 11 exons. NCBI's taxonomy places the organism in Eukaryota, Fungi, Basidiomycota, Agaricomycetes, Polyporales, Polyporaceae. The record is from RefSeq and is a predicted model, not a curated record.